This is a messenger RNA of Dentiscutata heterogama, 129 nucleotides long. Lineage: Eukaryota; Fungi; Glomeromycota; Glomeromycetes; Diversisporales; Gigasporaceae. The record is from the annotation of a GenBank genome assembly.
AUGCCAAAUUCAAAAAAAAAAGAAUUUUGUAAUACACUAGUUCCUAUUUUUACUAGUGCAUGCACUUAUAUUCCAAAUACUUUUCCUAAAGAUCUGGAUACUUCUUCUGAAGAUAAAAGAGCUAUAUGA